CUAGCGCAGUCUUUAUUUUCUUUUCUCCAACUCUCUCAUUGAGCAAUUGAGCAUUCUCCGGCCCUGGUGAAGAGUGUCUUUCCUUUAGCCAUCCUUGUGACCGUGCUCAUUCUUUGAUUUUUUUUAAUUUUUUAAUUUUUUUUUAUCUUCACUUAGAUGUUUGCUGUGCGAUGUGUGAGGUCGCGGCCUCUGUGGCUCACAUGCAGGAUCUCAACUCUCCCGGGAAAACAAUUUCAUUCUUCCCCUCCCCACACCGCCGCCAGAGCCCCUUCAACCUGGAAAACAAUACAUGGCCGUCAGAAGGAAGAUAGAUAUCAGUCAGCCCAUAGCUCUAUCCGCAUGACGGAAGAUGAAGCGGAAGCAUUGGUUGCUAAUCUCCCUCGUGCUCUGUUCGAAUCCGCCCUCUCAAGCUUCAUGGGGGGCGCAACUAUAGAUGCAGCUAUGCACCUGGCUGGAACGCUCAUAAGACUCGCCGUACCGUGUAGUGCAAAGCACGGGAGCGAGAUAUUCGAGCGAGGUGAUGAACGGUGCAUGUCGUCUAGGCUUUCCUUCAUCCUUUCGAAACAUCCCGACUACCGCGCCGUAGCAAAUUGGCUAUUGUAUCGGCUAGCAGAGUCGAAAGAACCGUUCGCCGUUCUCUACGUUAUUAACCAGCAAUUCACAGCAGGUACCCCUCUCAAAAGAAGCGUUUUGAUGACUUACCUAGAAGAAUUUGCUCAACGGCAUCUUCUGGACGCAAUGGUACUCUACGGGCGCAUUUUACAUGAGAGGUAUGGCCGCACCGAGGAGGCACUUACCCUUUGGACAAAGGCGAUGGAGAUCUCAGUACCCAAUCAGACACAAGUCGGCCACAUAGAUGAAGACCCAUACAGUGUUCUUGGUAUCCCUCAAGCCUGGGAGAUGUAUGCAGCAGUGAAGAUUUCUCAGGGGGAUAUCCAGGGAAGUUUUGAGGCGGUGGUGGCAGGAGCGUCCCUACUCGACCAUCCCGUGGCCUACCAGUAUCUUGCAAAGAUGGUCGGCAACGAAGGCCAUCUGGACCGAUAUGAAGAAUACAUGACGAAAGCGGCUAUGGACUGCAAUGCUGAAGCAUGUCAUGACCUGGGAAGUUUUUACCUGGAGCUACACUAUUCUGGGAAAAGGCGGGAUAAACCCCCCAAACCUUCAGGGGACAAGGAUACUUCUCCCAAAGACCUCGUUGCGCGGAAAUACACGAACGACCAACUUCGCCAACUGGCCAUGGAUUGGUUCGAAGUUGCUAGUACCGGUGGCUGGGGCCCAUCAGCUCUCAUCAUGUCCUGUCUUUUACGUGAGGAAGGAAAUGCUCACAAAGGAUUACGCUACUUAGAGAUCGCAGAAAAUGACGAAAAAUCCGCGUCAAAGGCGAAGGAAAUACGACAUAUAUAUCUUGGCAAAACUUUUGAAUUGAACAUUGAGAAAGAGAGAGAGAUCUUUACAAAACAGUUUGCACAGUUCGACUAAAGAAAUGCGCUUAUCAUACCCAUUUCUUUUUCCUUACAUUUGAUGUGCUAAAUAGUUUGUCCAUUGGAAUUUAAUUCCAUUGCGCCGAGUAUGGUUUUGGGCAACUGUACGAGCGCCAAACGGAGUCGAAAACAAGCGACAGAUGUCCGCCCUGGACAACUAAAGCAAUGCCGGAGCUUGCCAAAAAACUUAAAAUAAUAGACAUUGUUCAGAGGCGCCAUCUUUUCCAUGGCAUUUUUAAAAAUGUGCGAAUGUAUGUACAUGUACAGAAUCAUAUAUUUUGUGCUGGCGCAAAACUAGGGAAACAAAGUAUACCCGAAGAGUUGGAGGAACAAAAAAAAAUCCUUGAUAGUCACCAAUUUUCUUCUCUUCUCUUAUGUUCUCCGCCUGUUUGUACUUCUGCGAGAAUUACGUUUCUCGGCCAAACUCAAGCUGUUACAGAUCCGAAAGUAACAAUUUGCCGAGUAAACCAGUCAGCCACAAACAGGAUCGAUAUUGUCCUCGCUAGUACUCUGUACCGUUCUUUUCUGCCGCGACCCCCGUUCCUUUUCCCGCAUUUUAAUGCCGAUGGCUCCCAAAUCCUUUAGUCUUAUUGCCAAAUAAGGGGUUGGUCUCAUCCCAGGAAAAUCUUUCGCCGCGAACACCUGAAAAGAUUGAGACCAGACCUCAUGAAGGCACGGGGAGAUCCCCAAUUUCUCAGUUUCUUGGACAUCUACUAGCCGAAACCGUAGCCGAUACCAGCCUGCGGUACGCACGCAGAGAUCGGAGAAUAUGAAGAAGGUUGCAGGAACAUCCUGUGGAGCGUCUGAAGAUGGUAGAAUUCGUGGCGGGCGCAUAAGAGUAGUACCUGAACUUUGCUCUCGGCUCGCCAUUGAACGUGGGUGUUCGGGUGCAUUUGCCAGAUCGGGAUCUACGCCGACUAGGAAUGGACUCGCACAUGUGCUGCCAGACAGAAUUUUGCCCCGUUGUCUAUUUGUCGGGUUGCUACCACCGUCACUGUUAACGGCUCCAGUCUCGCUUGGUUCCAAAAAGCACCCAGCAUUGCUUUGUGACCGGAUUUGCGGUUCAGGAUUCACUCCAUGCGGUUGGCUGGCCGGAAAUAGAUGACAGACGACAACGUGUUGCGGGUUUGUGAGCUGCUUCAUAUCUUCCUCAGAAUGGGGGGAGAAAUCGAUCAUUAGAAGCUGGAUGACCGGGAGCGGAUCAAUAGGUCUUCGGGACUUAUUUCCAAACCCGCAGGCACGAGCGGCAAUGGGUUCUUGCCGCACAAAUAAGCGGAGGCGCGAGCGUAUGUUUGAGUCUAUUUCUGAUGCUGGUUGUGGCGGUGGUGGCUGGUGUAGUAGGUGCCUGAAGCCAGAUGGCACGGAAGCAGUCAUGGUAGCGCCGUGUUGUGCAGAUGGAAUAAUUGAAUUUGGAGGCAGCGUUCUCGAACGUAUCGUGAAGCUUCACUAUUGAUAACAAGUUGAUUAUUAGAAUGGUGGGCGUUUUAUAUCGGCACAUGGACGGUCAAAAAUUUCACCGCUUUCGCUCAUUUCCUAUUACUCUCUGGUUGGCUAGCAACAAUGGCCCCUAGUCUGGUAUAAGGGAUGUGUGGCACUGCAGACGACAUAUCUACCCGUCGAGGCGUUGAUACUGGAAGAUAAGGAGGCUGGAACGGGUAUUCCGGCCAUUCCGGAGGAUUGAAUGAAUAGGAAGGUCGAAAUAGGUGUUCCAUUGGCGAGUAAACCACGCUGUGUAACCAUUGAGUGAUCAUAGCAAGGGAAGCUCAUACUAAACAAUGACAGGGGGUGCGAAAAUUCCGAAUCUGCUGACGAUGUGCGGGUUGGGGGUCUGUGGGUGGGUAUAGCGGUAUUCCGGAGAAUAUUCUGACCUAUUGGUACCAGCUGGCGUUCUGCCCUGCGCAGGAUCCAUUCUUGGGAUUGAGAAGCAGAGACGGGUAAUGAGGACGAUAGAAUGUACUAUGCCUUACCUUGGUUCGACUCUGGUUUCCUCCGGGGACUGACGGUAUGACAAUGCAUUCGUCGCUUUCAGUGAGCGAGUCCGCAUUCGGGUUUCAUGCAGUGUCUGAAGUGGGCUGAGAAUGGAUACCACCUGGGUACAGCUGUCGGGUCACCAAAGCUGGGGUUUAAGUGUGAUAAGGACUUUCUUUUAUAUACAGGAUAAUAGAUCCCAAUCUUGGAUUUCCGCACGUGUUACUUGUAAAAUAUACAUCAUGCCGGAUUCGAACUCCAAUCGCGAUAAAAUCAACAAAGACAUAAUGAUAGUAAUAUCAAUAAUAUUAAGCAAACUGGAGUAAGCCUAUCCUCAUCCCGUCCAUGCCGACAUCGGUUGGAAGGCUGAGCAACUAUUAAAAUGGAAUAUGACGGGAGCAUCUCAGCUGGAUUCAUAUGCAUGCACCUCCAAAGCUAAACACGAGCUGGUGGGUCUGAGCCAAAGGAGCACGGUGAAGUUGCGGGAGAUCAUAUGAAGGCCGAAUCAUCGAUACCGAAUAGCUAGGCAACAUCAUCUCAACGAAUAAGGCAGAAGAACGGUAGCCUCUUCGGCGUCUUCGCUCACCACUGUUAGCCAUUCUCGUUAGGUUCGAUCGAUCUGGAAAGUCAAAGAAGUCUAGCACUCGUUAACUAUAUCUUAGCUCCGAAUUCCCUUUCCUUUUUUGCUUUUUUUCCUGUCAGUCACCAAGUCUAUAGAGUACUUCCCGAGUAGAUAGUUAUUGUGGUAGACCUCAUUUUAGGUUAAGGCGACGGUACCUUGAUGAUGAAUUUAGUUGGCAGGAGCUGGUCCACAGCUACAUAAGUACGGAGUGGUGUGCAUCGAUAUGACAUAUGGAGAUAGUCAAACUCUGGCUAUCUCUCGAAGUCACUCUGGAGGGAAGGUCGGGGCGGAGGACCCGCGCUCCGAAAUAGCAAAAAGAAGUAUAACCAAUGUAGCGAGAGUUAAAUAGCUGAUCCAAGGCGGUGGUUGCUUCGCGGAAUCUCUGAGUGCUAUUCA
This is a messenger RNA of Blastomyces dermatitidis ER-3, 4467 nucleotides long. RefSeq lists its product as uncharacterized. The record is from RefSeq and is a predicted model, not a curated record. The coding region runs from base 157 to 1479 and encodes 440 amino acids. The transcript has 2 exons. Gene Ontology annotation, molecular function: protein binding. NCBI's taxonomy places the organism in Eukaryota, Fungi, Ascomycota, Eurotiomycetes, Onygenales, Ajellomycetaceae.